GGCGGCUGUGCCCAGGCCACUUGUCAUUCGCAUCCGAGUGUGUCGCGCCUUCACAUACUUCGCACAAAGUAUAGAGCAACAUGUUUUGGAAGUUGGUGUUCGUGCUACUAGCAGUGAUCGAGGUUAUCCUGGGUCACCCUGAUGUCUACGAACCCGUUUAUAAACCGGAACCCCUCCCGUACUACUUCAACUACGACGUGCACGACGACUACAAGGGCGCCCAUUUCGGCCAGAGCGAGAAGUCGGACGGAAAAGCUGUCUACGGUUCCUACACCGUCGCGCUCCCCGACGGCCGCAAGCAACUUGUUGAGUACACGGCCGACCACUACAAGGGCUAUGUGGCCAAGGUUAGCUACUACGGCAAGGCCAAACACCCUAAGUACUACGGCCCUCCUAUUACCUUCAAACCUUCCUACGGGUACCAUUAAAUUACUAUAAAUAUAUAUAUACAUACUUUCAUAAAUACUGAUAUAAAUAUAACUACAUAUAACAA
This is a messenger RNA of Penaeus chinensis, 493 nucleotides long. Its product is annotated as cuticle protein 8-like. Lineage: Eukaryota; Metazoa; Arthropoda; Malacostraca; Decapoda; Penaeidae. The coding region runs from base 81 to 428 and encodes 115 amino acids. The record is from RefSeq and is a predicted model, not a curated record. Gene Ontology annotation, cellular component: extracellular matrix. The transcript has 4 exons.